UUUGGCUCGUCGUAUGUUGACGAUCGUCUUUCUAACGCCCUAAAAUGCGUUGUGUUUGGCACACACUCUAUCUCCUUGCAUCUGUACAUGCGGUGAGGUCUUUGGAUUUCGAUGUGAAAAUGCCCGGCGAUUUCAUCCUGGGUGGACUGUUUCGAAUCCAGGGUGUCCAGACGGAUUGUCGAGCGAUGAGCACAGAAUCUAUGCAGUUGUAUGAAGCGGCCAGAUGGUUCUUCAGGCGCCUUAACGACAGACACUACAUUCCUGGCAAAACGUUGGGUUUCCAUGCAUUCAACACUAAAGGACAGCCCACACAGGCGGUGAACCAGACGCUGCGUAUGCUGAGAGUUUAUAACAACGAAUCAACCGACCAUCUAUAUGGUGUGCUUGGACCAGAAACUAGUGGUGAGACUGAAUCAGUUUCAAGUCUGUUGAGUUCUCUCCCGGAGGAUGAUCGUCUGCUGCAGAUCACCUACUCCGCCACCGCCGCCAUCCUCUCUGACAAGAGUAUCUACAAAAACCUGUACCGGGUCAUACAAACUGAUGAUGUGCAAGUAGAGGUUAUCGUUCAACUGAUGGUGUCCCUUCAAUGGAACUACAUAGCGAUCGUAUAUGAGAUGGACGUUUAUGGAGAAACAGGUGCUAAAGCAUUGAAAGAACGAGCAGAGAAACACAAAAUAUGUGUCCAGGUCUUCCUUGGAAUCGACGCAGAUGCUGGCACUGAGGACGUACGAAGACGAGUUAACGAGAUCCGCGAAAAGCUGGAACCAUCAGAAGGAAGCUCGGUGAUCGGUAUGGUGUUUAUGGGCCAGAGACACACUGCCAGGAACUUGUUAGACUUCCUUAAAAUAAAACUGCCAAAGUUUCAAAUAAUCUUCACAGAGUCCCUAUCGCUGAACAUUGAACAUGUAAAGAGUGACGUUUCGUUGUAUGCCCCUGCUAAGGGACUUCUGACAACCAGCCCACCUUAUGAAGAUGCUGAGAUGUUCCGAAAAUACUGGAGUGAACUCCACUGCAACCACACGUUGAGGACACAACAAAGAGAAAACAAUAACUGGCUUGAAACAUAUUUUCGAUGUAAUCCUUCUGAGCGAUGCGACGUCAACAACGAUGAUGUACCCUUAUCUGUACAUUACGUUCUUCUAGCUUCAGCAGCCUUCGCUAAAACUGUGAAGACGACGAGCGAAUUAUAUCCUGGUUUAAGACGCAGAGUGUUUGACAACAUCUCCAGCCUCACUGUUGAUGCCUCAGUUGACUUUCCAGAAGAGCUCCGGCCAUACAGCGAGAGAUAUAAUUUUAAAGAUGGGAAAAUACAUCAUAUCAACGACGGCAACAUCUCCACAUACAACGUGUACAACCUACAGAAGUGUAACAGUACGCAUGGCUUCUGUUUCCGCCAGGUUGGUACCUUCGUAAACAGAACUCUAGACGUGAAGAAAUCCAUCCUUAAAUAUUACAGCAACAACAUUGAAAUGAACGGGUUUGUGAAAGCACAGUGUAAACUGGGAUCAACGUGCAGUUCGUGUGUUUCAAACAAUAGCGUGGGACACAUUCUCCACCUGCCCGGGGACUUCUAUGUUGUUGGACUUGUUCCUGUGCAUAACAAAGGGGAAUCGCCUCAUAUCUGUGGUGAUUUACGAACCGGCCUGAGUGUUGACAUUGUGGAAUCAAUUGUGUAUGCAGUAAAGACAAUGAACGAGAAAAGGGGAAUAUUUAGAUCCAUUCUCGGAACCAAAACACUGGGACUUGUAAUGAUGGACACAUGUGCCACUCCGUACCUGACUUUUGAGAGGCUGAUUAAACUCAACAGUGGCAAGGUGCAGCUUGAUCCAUCCACUAAUAGUUCUCAAAUAACAAGAAACAUUAUAGGAUACGUUGGUCCGUAUAUGAGCUCCGUCAGCGUUCCCAUCUCUGCAAUCAUGAAAGAAAUGGACGAUCUCUACAUUUCGUAUUCCUCAACAUCUUCAACCCUAAGCAACAGGCAACGUUUCCCACAUUUCAUGAGAACUUGCUCCCCUGACUACAAGCAGGCUGCUGCCAUCAUGGAACUGGCUAGUAAAUUGGGAUCCAAAUAUGUCCAGAUCAUCCACACGGAUGAGGAAUACGGGAAGGCGGGAAAUAAGGCUCUCUUGGAGGCUGGUAAAAAACACAGGGUAUGUGUUGCUCAGUCACUUAGUGUGAAAAAUUCAGAAAAGAAAGAUGAUCAGUUAGGGCAUGUUUCUUCUUUAAGAAAGUACCCCCAAGCAAAAGUCAUCAUCAUAUUUGUUUUAUCCCACGUGACACCGGUGUUGAUGAGUGUUCUUGAUGAAACAAGCAAACCUGGAGAAUUUGCUUUUAUUGGUGGCGAGAACUGGUCAAAGAGAGAGGCAGUGUUGGCGAAUACCAAACAGGUGAUUGGUAGUUUGACACUGGCGCAGCUGCUUCCAAAGUAUGCCGACUAUGAAAACUACUUCAUGGAUAUUAAUGUCGAACAAUCUAAGAAUCCGUGGCUUCGUGAGUAUCUCGAAGCUAGAGCGAAAUGUCAUUAUCCAAUGAGUUUCAACAAACAACACACGACACAAUGUACACCUGACAUAAUUUCACGCCAUCUUCAAUCUGAUCUUUGGGUACCAUUUGCAAUCAAUGCAGCAUUUUCUCUGGUUCUAGGUUUUAACAAGUCAGUGUUUUCUUCCUGUGGAGAGUUUGUACUUUGUGACAAACUUAAAACUGUAAAUCUUAAGGAGAAUGUGAAGAACAUAACCUUAGACAUCUACAAUGCAGGCAGGAAUGUGCGUGUCUUCGACGAAAACGGCGAAGGAAGUGUGGGAUACACAAUAUUCCAGGUGAUAAAGGAAGAUAAUGAACUGUCAUACAAGAAGGUGGGACUUUCAUCAGCAGAAGGAAUUGACCUUGACAUACCUGCUUUUACCUUAGCAAAGGAUGGAGGAUUUGAAUCCCAGUGCGAGAAAGAAAUUGAGUGCAACAUUUGCAAUGAACAACUUCAUAUCACAGAAAACCCGUCGGACUGGCAAAUGAACAUCCCAUUAAUAUCAACUGUAAGUGGUUUGGUCGCAUGCAUCUUAAUUUUGACAUGUUGCAUUGUCAAGACACGUCGACGUGGAAAGGUGCUUAAAGAAGAUCACUACCUAUCCAUCAACCCGGAUAACCGACAACCUGGCUGUUCCUACCAGGGUCUGAGCACCACACAAUCCAGUGAUUAUCUCACAGCCAAACACGUGGAUGAAACUGAAAUGAAACCUUUUGACGAUGGGGCCAUUGAAACAAUGGAGAGGUUGGAACAUAUGUAGCUUGUGUCAUCCCUCCAUAUUGCUGUUUAACUCCGCAUUCAGCAAUAUACCAGCUAUAUAGUGGUGGCCUGUACA
This is a messenger RNA of Haliotis rubra (blacklip abalone), 3359 nucleotides long. RefSeq lists its product as uncharacterized. Gene Ontology annotation, molecular function: adenylate cyclase inhibiting G protein-coupled glutamate receptor activity. The transcript has 8 exons. Bases 45 to 3284 code for a protein of 1079 amino acids. Gene Ontology annotation, cellular component: membrane. Lineage: Eukaryota; Metazoa; Mollusca; Gastropoda; Lepetellida; Haliotidae. Gene Ontology annotation, biological process: G protein-coupled receptor signaling pathway. The record is from RefSeq and is a predicted model, not a curated record.